Molecule: messenger RNA, 2813 nt
Organism: Python bivittatus (Burmese python)
Lineage: Eukaryota; Metazoa; Chordata; Lepidosauria; Squamata; Pythonidae
Source: RefSeq, a predicted model, not a curated record
UAAAAACUUUUGCAUCUUCAGAUAGUUUAGGGAAGGUCCAAGAAGUAGCAAACUGGCUUUUGGAAAUGAAUCAGGAACUAAUAUCUGUUGGCAGUAAGAGACGACGAACUGGUGGGUCUAUUCGAGGUAAUGCUUCAUCAAGCCAAGUGGAUGAAGAGCAGAUGAAUCGAGUUGUGGAAGAGGAGCAACAGUUACGACAACAAGAGGAAGUUGUUGCAAGAAAUGGGGAAAUUGGUGGCGGGCAACCUGGACUGUGUCAUAGAAAUGAAUCUCAACACGAACCUUUAGAAGAAAACAACAACAGAUUUAUUGAAGUAGAUGAAGAAUACUCUGGCAACCAAGAAGAGGAGGAAGAAGAUGAACAUACUGGUGUACCAGAGGAAGAGGAGGACAUGGAGGAAGAAGAAGAAAUGGAUCAGGACAGCGAUGAUUUUGAUCAGUCUGAUGAAAGCAGCAGAGAUGAACAAACUAAUUGUAAUAGUAUCACAAAUUCAAAUGGUAACAUGGACUUAGCAAUACAUCAGCAGUCAUCACCAUUCUAUAUUAAGUCUAAGGGCCACCCAAUUGACUAACAACUCAAGGCAGUUUUCAAGAAAGAAGGUUAAAAACAUAAAUUGACAAGGCAAUAAAACAUUACUAAGUAACUUCAUAAUAAGUGACUGUAUGCUUCCUAAACUUGUUAAAAAUGUCAUUUUUAACUGUGAACACUAGAGGGUGCCUUCAUAUGACAUUUUGUGAUGCUCCAGUAUAACAUUUGUACUGUUUCUCAUUUUCUUGAUAUUUUUGGAAAGGCAGUUUUAACAUAUGGAAUACAGGUAGUCCUCACUUAAUGACCUUAAUUGGGAUCGGCAACUGUCGCUAAAUGAAGUGGUCAUUAACAGAAACACCAUGUGACCACCCCACUUCACAACGGCCGUUCUGGCAGCCCCUGUUAUAUUGUUAAAAGAAUCCCACAGGUUGUUAAGCUAGGACCCCAAUGCAAGCCAUUCCCAGCUUGGUCACUUCCAGCCCCAAGCCUUGGUUCUUCCAAGGCAAGGGACUGCUCCCCUUCAACUCCGCUCACCUGCCUGCCCCCCAUCUCUGCCCAUUUGGCUUCCCUGCACAGCAUGAAGAGGCCACUGUAUUUCCCUGCCCAUGGCCUGGCACGCCAAAAAGCCCCUGAGCCGCAGUAUGCCAAGAAGCUCCUAAGCCGCUGUGCAGCAAGCAGCCCAGAACCACAGCAUAGCUAAAAGUCCUGUUGCUGUGCCUCUGGGGCAGUUUCCUGCACCAUGGCAAAGGGGCUUCUUGCCCCAAGCAGUCCCUGAGCUGCAGCAUGGCAAGCAACCCCCGAGCCAUGGUGCAGCAAGAAGCACCUCCUUAGAAGACUACCUCCUCCUGUGUCCCAUCAGUGGCUUACCAAAUGAGAAGUACCCCACAUCACUCACCUGGGUCCAUCUUGCAGGGACGCUGUGACGGUCGUAAGUUGAAGGACUGGUUCUGAAGUCCAUUUUUUCAGUGCUGUUGUUACUUUGAAUGAUUGCUGAAUAAAUGGAUGUUAAGUGAGGACUAUUUGUAAUUGUUUCUUAUACAUAUGUAAAUUAUUAGUAACAAAUUAUGGAUAAUUCUUCUAUCCUAAAGUUUGACAACAAUAAUGUAAUUAAAAUAAUGGAAUGGGAUGACAUUUUAAUAUAAUAUUUUUCCCGAUUUUGGGGUUUUUGAAGAUAACAUCCAAACAAAUUGAUAAGGAAUCACUUAGAUUCCAUCCAAUAAAAAGCAUUUGAAUGGCAAAUAUUUUUAGAGCACGGACUUUUCUAUUUACAUUACUCUGCAAGGACUGAAACUGUAAUACUGUUAUGCAAGUUGCUACCAAUUUGAAGCAAGUGCUUCAUGUAAUGAUCAAUUUGUAUUUGUGUGUAUGUUUCAGAGCUGAGUUUUUUUGGCAUCUCAGAUAAUUUUUAAAAUUAAUUAUAGAACCGGCCAAGGCACCUGAGUGUAAAGAAUAAAGCAUUAGAUUGGGAAUAUAUUCAAUAUUUUCUAUAAUUGUGUAUUUUCAAUAUCCUUAUAAAUUAAGAUUCCACAAGCUUACAAAUAAUAGGUUAUUUAAUAUGUAAUUUGUUCUUUCCAUUUUCUUGUGUUUGUCUUGUGGGUACAUGACUCUUUAGACAGAUUGAUAGAUUUAUAUCUUGCCUUUUUUUCUGGAGGUGAAGAUGAUGUAUAGAACAUUCCCUUCUCCAAUUUUUCCUCAAACAACAACCCCAUGAAAUACAUUGAGAGAGUGUGACUGGCCCCAAGUCACUCACUCAGCUUCCAUAUAAAACGGUAGACUUGAAUCUUACUCUUCUCAGUGCAGAACCUUAACCAAAACACAUUAGCUUUAACAAUGCUGUAUUUAGCAUUUUGAAACAUAAACAGAUACUGAGUAUUAUGUCAAAAAAAAAAAGAAAAAGCUUGCUUUUCUGGAUGGAAAUGCUUGUACUUCUUUAAAUGAGGCUUAAAUAUCUGGCCUCAGUUCUAGCUAAAAUGGCAAAAUUAAGAGGGAAAAUUAAGAGUAUUGAUAUAUAUUCCUUGCAAGUUUUAUACUUGGAUAAAGUGAAUAGAGACUACUAAAGAAUCAGUGAGGAUUUACAUGGAAAAGAUAAUGCUCUAUUUCAAAGGAUACACAGGGAUGUGUAAGCGUUCCCUUCUCCUUCAAAGCUGUUAUGAAAAUUGUGAUGUUGAGAAAAAUCUUAAAGGAUACUUACCAAGUGUUUAUGUAGAUGCUGAACAAAUUGGUCAUUUAUCCUCAACACAUCUGUCUUCAUUGAAGAGAGAUGAAUAUACUGUAUUUGUUUAAA